Messenger RNA from Purpureocillium takamizusanense, 1289 nucleotides. RefSeq lists its product as uncharacterized. The record is from RefSeq and is a predicted model, not a curated record. Lineage: Eukaryota; Fungi; Ascomycota; Sordariomycetes; Hypocreales; Ophiocordycipitaceae. Bases 393 to 716 code for a protein of 107 amino acids. The transcript has a single exon.
CCAGACGAUCCCUUCCGCGGGCUGGCUCGAAUGAAGCUGGAUGACAAAUGGGCGGUAGACGAGGAGUCAAAGGGCACAUGGCCGGCCACGGCUGCGUGUGAACCGCGCAUGAGCUUCCGAGACUUCUGAACUGUUAGAGCCAGGCCAAGGUGGAGGCCGUUUGUCCUCGUUUCUCCCCAAGUAUUCUUCGGUCUCGGUCUCGACACACCCCUUGGGUGGCAUUCCUGCUGAUUAGGCGUUUGAGUUUUGGAUGGAGCCCAGUCAUUAGUACUAUCGUUGUUGCGCCGUGGGAGGGGCCGCUCUUCUCGGCUCGUUGCAGAAAGUGGGUUCUAGCUGCCCACGGACUCCCCACCAGUCCGCUGUCAGUUGUUCGUUGGUUGGAGACAAAAAAGAUGAAUCACGCGCGGCGACAGGCAGGCAGGCUGGUAGGCAGGGAGGGAAGGAGAGGCGUAAGCUCUGCCAGCAACAGACCAACCAUGGAUGCCGCGGAAAUCUUCCAACGCGAGGCGACCGCUUCCUGCAUGUCACUGGUCUCGGGCUUGUUUCCACGUCGUUGCUUCUUCUUUGUCCAUGGCCCGUUGCCUCGCGGCUCGUGGGUGAUGGGCUCGCUCGCUGCUACAUACUUUUCUCGGUCAUCAACAUGCGCGAGCGUUGGCUUGAGGAAUACUACCGUGGCGUCGAAAGUUCGCAACAGCGUCGGCAAAGACGCGACUUGACGAUCGGAUACUCUACAAGAUGAGACUCAUGAGUGCGGGACAGAGGCAUCGUGCUCUGUCCACGCCCGCCCCUUUGGGUAUCUCGUGCACACGGCCGGCCGGCCGGCCCCAAGGGGCAGGCGGACCGGCUAUAUCCCGCGCGUUACUGACGUCGAUGCCUUCAGGGAACCAUCGUCAGAACUGAGACACGGCUCUCGGAUGCCUUUGAGCCUCAUGCCUCUCCGCCUGCCUGCAUAUCUCUGGUCCCUGUCAUGUCGAUGACAUACUCGGGCAUGAGAGCAACCGGCAUUCCCCCUCCUCCUCCCUCUUCAAGGGCCAAUCGGGCCAGGCAUAGCUACAUCUCGAGCGGCAGACUAAUAGCUGCAGCUGGCGAGCUUGAGAGAAGUGAGCAUAAAUCUUGCGGGAGGAACGGUCAAUGAGGCAGGCGUUGGGGGCCGCAGAGGCGCCCGGCCGAUCACACCAUCCCCUCUCUCGUUUGUAGAGGUUACACAGACGCGCAUCACACACGACACACGACACACGACACACACACACACACACGCAUACUAGUAGUAAUACCUACCUUCACGCGCG